AUGAAAUCAAUUCAAAAAAUAAUUUUAUUUAAAAUUUUAAUAAUUUUAUUCGUUUCAUUAAUUGUUUUAAAUAUUGCCCAACACAAUGAAAUUUUAAAAUUAAAAAAUAAUAAUAAUAAUAAUAAUAAUAAUAAAAAUAAUAAUAAUCAUAAUGAUGAAAAUAAAUUAAAUAGAGAAUUAAAAGUUUUUAUUCAAAAUGAAAAUGAAAUUACUAUUGCCGACGGUAGUUCUUCUAAAUUAAUAAUCGAAAUUGAAGAAAACAAGAAAGAAUCAAAUGAAGAAUCAAAUACUUUACAAAUUGAAAUUAAUAAAAAUAAUAAAGAUAACGUACAAAUUAAUACAAAUAGUGCUAGUAAUGAUGAAAUUAAUAUUCAUUCAAAUGAUGAUUCUUUAAUUGUUGACUUUGAUUACAAUGUAGAAUUUGUCAAAGGUGAUAAACCAAAAUAUCGUUUAUGCCAUGGUUGUUCAAAAUGUAGUAAUCAUCAUAAUAAAAAACAUAUUAUCCUUUUUUAA
Dictyostelium discoideum AX4 is the source of this 513-nucleotide messenger RNA. RefSeq lists its product as hypothetical. The record is from RefSeq and is a predicted model, not a curated record. Lineage: Eukaryota; Evosea; Eumycetozoa; Dictyosteliales; Dictyosteliaceae. The transcript has a single exon. Bases 1 to 513 code for a protein of 170 amino acids.